Messenger RNA from Aphis gossypii (cotton aphid), 928 nucleotides. RefSeq lists its product as uncharacterized. The record is from RefSeq and is a predicted model, not a curated record. Bases 127 to 834 code for a protein of 235 amino acids. Lineage: Eukaryota; Metazoa; Arthropoda; Insecta; Hemiptera; Aphididae. The transcript is spliced from 4 exons.
AAUGCAUAAAUUAUAAUAUUCAAACAAAAACACUUAAAUAAUUCAAAUUUUUAACCAAAUCUCAAAAUAAUUAAAAUCAAUUAGGAAAUAGGAGGCACACGUUUUAGAUAAACAACUACAUCAAUAAUGACUACACAUGAACACCUGCUCGAAAAUGUAUUACAAUCUACAGAAAAAUUUAACUGCGGCUCAACAAUUAUUACAUUAUUACCUUCAAUUUUUUUUUUUUAUUACUUCUGGCGUUUAUCUGAAACAUAUAUAAUAGCAUACAUGAAUCCAAUUCAAAGACCACGCCGUCUGCACAGAGUCCCAAAAAAUACAUGGUGGAAAUUCUGGCUGAAGAAAAUACUUACUUCAAUGCUAGUAUGGAGUGGUAGUCAAUGUUGGACAGAUGGAUUAGUACCUGUACUUAAAGCUUACACGUUAGUUUUUCUUACAAUGUUAAACAAUUGCUUGGAACCACACAAUAAAAUUAACCAAACUUCUCUAGAAUUACUGGAAUGCAUUUGUAAUUUAAGCAUUUGUUAUUCUAUUGUGGCUUUCAUACGCUGGUGUUACAUUUAUGUUGAUAAUAACUAUCAAUACACAAGAAGGAGAUCGAGAACACGUCGAAUAUACAACUGGCGUACACUUAUUCCUGGGAGAGAAACAAGCGAACUGGGAGAAGAUGGUUAUUUAUUAAUGCAAACUAUUAUACCUACAGAACCUCAACAACCUACGGAGUUGGUAGAAAAAAAUAAACCAAAAAAAUUGAAACUUACUCAAAGCUGUCAAUUGUCUACAAAAUAUACACCAAUUAUUCCAAAAGUAAUUGUGAGACGUAAAUCCAUAUAAAUUUUAAAUCAAAUUGUUUGAGCAAAAUACUUAUUUCAAUGAUAAUUUAAUACAUAUAAACAAAGUAUUAUUAUAACAAUUAUUUAAAUUAUAA